AUGUCGCCUUCCACCAGUGCCGGCAUAUUCCAGACACACGAACUUAUAGAGAAUCAUAGCAUCUUGAUCCGAGAUGAAAUAUACGGAGAGGAACUGGUCCAUGAGCCAGUUCUCGUAGAGCUUCUCCAAAGCCCGGAAGUGCAGCGACUGCAAGGCAUUUCUCAACAUGGAGUCACUGGAUUCUUAGGCCUGACACCGCGAGUCACGCGACUCGAACAUUCGGUCGGCGCAUUUAUACUGGUCCGAAGAGUCGGUGCCACUAUCGAAGAACAAGUCGCUGCGCUUCUCCAUGACAUCUCUCAUACGACCCUCAGUCACGUCAUGGAUUACGCCCUCUCAAAGCCUGGGGAAGGAAGUUAUCAUGAAGUGCACAAGACACGUUACCUUGCGACGACGCGGCUACCGGAGAUCCUCGCCAGACACGGAAUCAGUCAGAGCGUUUUCGAAGAAGAAUUGUUCCCUCUGGUGGAGAUGCCAGCGCCUCAAUUGUGUGCCGAUCGCCUCGAUUACGCUUUACGCGACACAGUCAGCUUCAACGAGCUUUCCAUAGAAGACGCCAGAAAGGUUGUCAGCUCACUGAAGGCAUUUCCCAGUGCUACAGCGACCGGCCGUCUACUGGUUCUGGAUGAUCCUCAUGUAGCGCUGAUUCUUUCUCGCGCAUACAUCAAUGCCGACAAAGAGGUCUGGUCAAGUCCGGCCCACAUCGACAUAUAUCAGCGGACGGGCCAGGUAAUAGGCGAAUUGGUACAAGCAGGGUCUGUGGAUGAUAUGGUGUUGUGGCAAGUGUCCGACGAUGAAUUUUGGACCUUGCUACGUCAGGCAGCGAAUCCUGAGCAGCUUUGUGCUAUCAAUAGAUUGGAAGAGGAAAGGGUUCCAAAAGACAUUGGACUCCAACUGCCACAUUGCGCUAAAAUUCGCACUCUCGAUCCAGAUAUCUGGCAAGGUGGAGAAACGCAACCUUUACCAUUAUCAACAAUAAUGCCGACGUGGGGGAAAGAACGAGAGCAGUAUAUUCUCAGUCGUACUCAAAAUCGAUAA
This is a messenger RNA of Penicillium brevicompactum, 1038 nucleotides long. RefSeq lists its product as uncharacterized. Gene Ontology annotation, cellular component: nucleus. Gene Ontology annotation, molecular function: dGTPase activity. Lineage: Eukaryota; Fungi; Ascomycota; Eurotiomycetes; Eurotiales; Aspergillaceae. The record is from RefSeq and is a predicted model, not a curated record. Gene Ontology annotation, biological process: dGTP catabolic process. The coding region runs from base 1 to 1038 and encodes 345 amino acids. The transcript has a single exon.